This is a messenger RNA of Formica exsecta, 1795 nucleotides long. RefSeq lists its product as uncharacterized. The record is from RefSeq and is a predicted model, not a curated record. The transcript is spliced from 6 exons. NCBI's taxonomy places the organism in Eukaryota, Metazoa, Arthropoda, Insecta, Hymenoptera, Formicidae. Bases 157 to 606 code for a protein of 149 amino acids.
UGGUGCUUCCGUCGGAGAGUUACUACAUUUCUUGUCGGAAAAAAGUUGGGCAAGAACGAACAUUUUACGACAGUCGUAACAAUUCUAACCUACGAUUGGCGUGUGGAACGUGACUUCGGACUUCGGACCACCAACGAAAAAAUUGUAACCUAUAAAAUGGAGAUAAAAGAUUACUUGGACAUUCCACGGAAAUGUGUGAUAUGUAAAAAUGUGAUUCACAAAGAGGAAUUAAAAAAACAUACUUGUUUUUCUAAUUAUCCAUACAUUUGUGUGGAUGAAAAUGGAUAUUUAUGCCCACAACGUGAAGAUGAAACCAUUAUAUAUGAACCAGCAUCGUCACAUUCUACUGCAACUGUAUGCGAAGACAUUGAGGAGUUUCUUAUAUCAAAUGUAAAAAAGAGAAGAGAACUCUGGGAUCACACGUUGCCAAUUACAAAAAGAUCUCGAGAUGUAAUAGCAACGCACUGGCAGGAAAUCUCGAAAGAAUUAAACGGAAUUCUAACGCCAGAUGCUGCUUGCAAAAAAUGGCGAUAUCUUAAAGAUUCGUAUAUGCGUAUCCGUAACGAUGUAACAAAGAAAAAGAGUGGUUCAGCUUACUGCUACUAACAUUCCAAGUAAAAGCAGCGACUGUGCGUCAACAAGUGAAAUAUCAGAACUCGAAGAAGAUGCUGCUCACAUGCAAAAGCGACGAAAGCGAUCGAAUAAUAGCGACAUGUUAGAAACGUUAUCAAGCAUCAUGAGGGAACCAAUAAAAAUAGAUACAUCAUCACUACAAGCAGAAAAAACAGUACGUGCACCUGAAUCUGCGCAAUCACAAGACAAUAUAACUAACAUAAUAAUUGUAAUAGGAAAUCUAUUAAGUGAAUUUCCAGAUAAUGAAAGAUUUUUAUUUGCGUUAAAAUUAUUACAAUUAACUUCUGAAAAAGGAAACCAAUUACGUAAGAAAGUAUGAAGUUUAUGUUGCGUUCCUUUUACUGAGUAAUUACGUAAUUGAUAAUAUGCAAAAUUACUCUAAGAUAAACUCCAAAACUAUAUUGUGUUGUAUGUGAAUAUUUUAUAUUCAUUAAAUUUUAAUGUUUUUUUCUUCGUUUAUAAUUAAUAUGAUAAAGUACCGUUAUGUUUAAAAUACUCUAACAAUAUUAUAUGAGUUUUUAUAUGGAUCUGAAAACAUAUUUCUUAUGUUUUAUUUCUUAUGUUUUUUAUGUUUGUAAGUAGACCAAAGUUAUAUACCAAAGUAAUAAGUAUAAGUAGUAUACCAAAGUAAUAAUAUAUUUUUUGUUCAUUCUGAAAGAAUAUUUAUUUCAGAGAAGAGAAGAGAGAAAAAGACUUAAUUAUUUAUGACAUUAUCAUACUUAUAAACAACGUUUGUUAUUUUAAGAACUACAAUUAACAGAAAAAAGGAAAUGUCAUGUCUCAAUAAAAAUAUAUUGUUGUGCCUCUCCGGGUACAACGGGAAUUUUGGGGAUGAUCCAAGGGUUCGGUUCGUCUUAGGAGUAGGGACUCCGAUUGUCGAGAAACACGAGGCAGAGAUUCCGUGCAAAAAGGAUUUAUUUGUACAGCUUACGUAUCGUAGAGUUCGGUUUGGUGAUGCUUCGGCGAUGUAACAAUGUCGGCGUUUACAGAAUCUCACAGUUUCUUCAAGUAUACGCGUCACCACUUAGUUUCGGAAUACAGCCCCGAGGUACUCGUUACCUCUCUUUUUAUGGUCCGAAAGUAGGUGAUUUUUCGGUACUAGGUCGCGAUGUCUUAAUUGCAUAUUGCAACGAAUUGCAUAUCUUGCAUUUAAUCGCGGUUU